AUGAUGAGACAAUAUGUUGAUAUAGUGAAUGAAGUUUCAUCGGCAAAUAUACGAAAAUUGAAUAGUUUCUCAUUUAUUUCUGAUGGUGUCAGAUGGCAUAGAAGUGCUCAAUCCAAACGAUGGUGUGAACAUUAUAGUAUUGAAUUAUGUGAAUGGCCAGGUUAUAGUCCUGAUUGUAACGCAAUUGAGCUGGUCUGGAAUAUUAUCAAACAGAAAACUUAUAAUAAGAAUGCAAAGUCACAACGUGAAUUAGAGAAUGCGGUCGAUGAAGCGUGCAAUGAACUAUCAUUAAAUAUCGUUCAAAAAUGUAAUAAAAAAACUCAGACAGUAUAUCAACAUAUUGUAUCGUUAUAA
Molecule: messenger RNA, 354 nt
Organism: Didymodactylos carnosus
Lineage: Eukaryota; Metazoa; Rotifera; Eurotatoria; Philodinida; Philodinidae
Source: the annotation of a GenBank genome assembly